Molecule: messenger RNA, 8446 nt
Organism: Girardinichthys multiradiatus
Lineage: Eukaryota; Metazoa; Chordata; Actinopteri; Cyprinodontiformes; Goodeidae
Gene: dapk1
Product: death-associated protein kinase 1
Exons: 26
Coding region: 347-4684 (1445 amino acids)
Biological process (GO): positive regulation of apoptotic process; protein phosphorylation; intracellular signal transduction
Cellular component (GO): nucleus; cytoplasm
Molecular function (GO): protein serine/threonine kinase activity; protein binding; ATP binding
Source: RefSeq, a predicted model, not a curated record
UGAAGCAUCCACGCUUGACUUAACUUCCGUGCCCAUAUUUACCACAGAACCUGAAGGCAUCACCAGGAGUGGACUGCCUCACAUUGUUAACGUUGAUUUCUCCCGUUCCAGCCAGCAUUUGUCUUCCGUGAGCCAAACCCGGGUCAUUGCCUCCCACAAAACGCCUGAAAUCCCGUCUUCAUCUGGCAGCAGGACACACACCGGCAGACCGAAGCCCCAGUUAUGAGGAGGUUCUGCGCCCGCCACCCUGCCUCGACCACAGGCUGCUGCUGGUAGGGAUGGUGCCGCUGUGAGGAGCCGGUGUGCCGUUCAGAGAAGCCUAGAGGACGGGCAGUGCUUGGACAACAUGACUGUUUUCAACCCGGACAAUGUGGAGGAAUUUUAUGAAAUCGGAGACGAGCUGGGGAGCGGUCAGUUUGCCGUGGUCAGAAGAUGUCGACACAGGAGAACAGGUGUGGAUUACGCCGCCAAAUUUAUCAAAAAGCGACGCAACAAGUCGAGUCGACGUGGCGUGUCAAGGGAAGACAUCGAGCGAGAGGUGAACAUCCUGAAGGAGAUCCAGCACCCAAACAUCAUCACCCUGCAUGAAGUCUUUGAGAGCAAGCCUGAGGUCAUCCUGAUCCUGGAACUUGUUGCUGGCGGUGAGCUCUUUGACUUUCUGGCAGAAAAGGAGUCUUUGAGCGAAGAGGAGGCCACUCAGUUCCUCAAGCAGAUCCUGGAUGGAGUCCUCUACCUGCACUCUAAACAAAUCGCUCACUUUGACCUUAAGCCGGAGAACAUCAUGCUGCUGAGCCGCUCAGUGCCUCACCCACGCAUCAAGCUCAUCGACUUUGGACUGGCGCACAAGAUAGACUUUGGAAAUGAUUUUAAAAACAUUUUUGGAACUCCGGAGUUUGUGGCUCCAGAAGUGGUGAACUAUGAACCUUUAGGCCUGGAGGCAGACAUGUGGAGCAUCGGAGUUAUAACCUACAUUCUUCUGAGUGGCGCUUCUCCCUUCUUGGGGGACAACAAGCAGGAGACUCUGGCCAACGUGUCAGCUGUGGACUACACGUUUGAUGAAGAGUUCUUCAGCAGCACCAGCGCUCUGGCCAAAGACUUCAUAAAAAGGCUUCUUAUCAAAGAUCCAAAAAAGAGAAUGACGAUUCAGGACACCCUCCAGCAUCCCUGGAUCAAGCCAAAAGACACUCAGCAAGCACUGAGCAGGAAGGAGUCCGCCGUCAACAUGGAAAAGUUUAAAAAGUUUGCAGCUCGAAGAAAGUGGAAACAAUCCGUCCGGCUCAUUUCCUUAUGUAACCGCCUGUCCCGCUCCUUCCUGUCCAGAAGCAACAUGAGUGUGGCACGCAGCGAUGACACACUGGAUGAGGAGGACUCCUUUGUGAUGAAGGCCAUCAUCCACGCCAUUAAUGACGACAACGUGCCUGGACUGCAGCAUCUGCUCAGCUCAUUAAACAGUUACGACGUCAACCAGCCCAACAAGCAUGGGACUCCUCCACUCCUGAUUGCAGCCGGCUGCGGCAACAUCCAGAUCAUCGAGGUGUUGAUGAGAAACGGUGCAGAAAUCCAGGCUAAUGACAAGAGCGGAGCCAACGCUAUCUACUAUGCUGCCAGACACGGCCACGUCGAGACCCUGAAAUUUCUUCAUGAAAAGAAAUGCCCUCUGGAUGUCCAAGACAAGUCUGGAGAAACGGCUCUUCAUGUGGCUGCUCGCUACGGCAACGUUGACGUGGUGAGCUACCUGUGCAGCAUCCGGGCCAACCCAGACCUGACAGACAGGGAGCAGGAGACCCCGCUGCACUGUGCUGCUUGGCAUGGAUAUUCUGCUGUAGCCAGAACGCUCUGCCAGGCAGGCUGCCAUGUGGACGCGAAGAAUCGUGAAGGGGAGAGUCCGCUGCUGACAGCAUCUGCUCGGGGCUUCGUGGACAUCGUGGAGUGCUUGGUGGAGCAAGAGGCUGACCUGGAGGCCACAGACAAGGACGGACACACGGCUCUCCACCUGGCUGUACGGCGGUGUCAGGUUGAAGUUGUUCGCUGCCUCCUCAGACAAUGCUGCCAUCUGGACCAACAGGAUCGCCAUGGCAACACGCCGCUCCACAUCGCCUGCAAGGAUGGGAAUCUGGAUAUCGUUAUGGCGAUGUGCAACGCCAAGGCAAGCCUCGACCUGCCUAACAAGCAUGGAAGAACACCUCUCCAUCUGGCUGCUGGAAACGGGAGCCUCGAGGUCGUCCGUCACCUCUGCCUGGCCGGAGCAAACAUCGAUGCCGUCACAAACGAUGGAAAGACAGCCGAGGAUUUAGCUUCAUCUGAUCAUCAUGAGCACAUAGUGGAUUUAUUGGAAAAGCUUAAAAAGGACAACCACAAACCGAGCUACAUCCAGCAGCUGCGUCCCAAUCAGACUGUCCAACCCAGGAUCAAACUUAAGCUGUUUGGACACUCAGGCGCUGGAAAGAGCACCCUGCUGGAAUCUCUGAAAUGUGGCAUCCUGCGCAGCUUCUUCAGGAGGAGGAGGACGUCACGCAUAACCAACGCAGCACGACACCCCAACUCCCCCAUCAACUCCAAACCUGCAGUCUCUGUGAGCAUCUCCAACUUGUAUCCUGGCUGUGAGAACGUGAGCGUCCGCAGUCGCAGCAUGAUGUUCGAGCCCAGUCUGACCAAAGGCGUCCUGGAGGUCUUCUCCCCCGUCCACAACGCCUUGUCCACAGCAGACGAGCAGGCCACCAAGGCUAUUGACAUCCAGCAUGCCAACAUCCACGGUGUGGGGGAUUUCAGCAUAUGGGAGUUCUCAGGAAACCCCGUCUACCACUGCUCCUAUGACUACUUUGCAGCCAAUGACGUCACAGCGAUCCACCUGGUCUUGUUCAGUCUUGAGGAGCCAUACGAGACCCAGCUGGGCCACAUCACGUACUGGCUGAACCUGCUGAAGGCCCUCACUCCACCCCAGGACAACAUCGCGUUUGGAGGUCGGAUCCAGCAGCCCCUCGAGGUGGUCCUGGUGGCGACUCACGCCGACCUGGCCGACAUCACCAGAACUUUCUGCGGAGAGUUCAGCUACGACAAAGAGAAAGCACUGCUCAAGGAAGUCAGAAACAGGUUUGGGAACGAUCUGCAGAUCAGCGACAAACUGUUUGUGAUGGACACCGGAGCGUCAAACUCCAAAGACCUGAAGCUGCUGAGGAGUCACCUGCAGGAACUUCGCGCCAACAUCAUCUCUAGGUGCAGUCCAAUGACGCAGCUUUCGGAGCGUCUGCUGGCGGCCCUGCCGUCCUGGAGGAAGCUGAGUGGACCGAACCAGCUCACAUCGUGGCAGCAGUUUGUCAACGACGUCCAGGAGCAGAUCAACCCGCUGGUCAGCCAAGAUCACCUCCGAACACUUGCCAUGCAGCUUCACAGCAUGGGGGAGAUCAACAUCAUGCAGAGUGAGACGGUGCAGGACGUCGUUGUGCUCGAGCCUCGCUGGCUCUGCACAAACAUCCUUGGUAAACUGCUCUCUGUGGAAACCCCGAAGGCGAUCCACCACUACAGGGGGCGCUACAGGCUGGAGGAGGUGCAGGCUCUGGCCCCAGAGAGUGAUGUUGAGGAGCUGCUGCAGAUCCUGGAUGCCAUGGAUGUCUGCGCCCGUGACAUCACCAAUCCGUCCAUGGUGGACGUUCCCGCCCUGAUCAAGACGAACGGCCUCCACCGCUCCUGGACCGAGGAGGAGGACGAGGAUUUGCUGAUCUACGGCGGGGUUCGGCUCGUCCCCGCAGAGCACCUCACUCCAUUCCCGUGUGGCAUGUUUCACAAGCUGCAGGUGAACCUGUGUCGCUGGAGUCACCAGCAGAAGCCUGAGGAAGAGGGUGGGGAGGACUCUGACGGAGACAUCCAUCUGUGGACCAACGGAGCCAAAGUGAGCCAAGCAGGAGUGGAGGCCGUAAUACUGCUGGUCAACCACGGGCAGGGCGUUGAGAUCCAAGUGCGCGGACAUGAUACAGAGCGGGCCAAAUGCUACACCCUGCUGGACACCAUCUGUAGUAUAACAGAGAACCUGCUGGCCUCCACUCUGCCUGGACUCCUAACAGCCAAAUAUUACCUGAGUCCUCAGCAGCUGCGGGAGCACCACGCCCCCAUCAUGGUCUACCAACCCAAAGAUUUCUGCCGUGCUCGGAUCCAACGGGAAUCCUCGCUCACCAACACCAUGGGCGGCUACCGGGAGAGCUUCAGCAGCAUUCUUGCAUUUGGUUGCGCUGAGGUUUACCAGCAGGGGACUCUGGCGACGGAUAUCCACAUAUCCGAAGUGCCUCUGCUGGCUCGAAGGAAGCUGUGCCGCAUGCUGGACCCCCCUGACGCCUUGGGGAAGGACUGGUGCCUGCUGGCCAUGAACCUCGGCCUCACAGAUUUGGUGGCCAAGCACAGCAAUGGGACUCCAAACGGCAAUCCGGACUCAGACUCCCAGCAGGCCGAGCUGCUGCCCAGCCCUACAGCGGCGCUGCUGCAAGAGUGGAGCAACAGAACCAACAGCAGGGUUGGUGUGCUAAUGACUAAACUGAGGGAGUUGGGUCGCAGAGAUGCGGCGGACUUCCUCCUUAAGGCCUCUCCUGUUUUUAGGGUCAACAUGGAGGCGCUGACGGGGGCCCUCAACGGAUACCCCCCUACCUGCAACGGCGGCACAUCGUACAACUCAAUCAGCUCUGUCAUAUCUCGCUGAGGAUCAGCGCAGUUUCCUCACCAAACGUCAAUCUGAAGCACCCGACUCCUGCUUAAACCGGACAGGCUCAGGCAUGAGUAUGAUUGAAGUGCAUCAUUAGUCCAGCUGCUUGAUCUUUACGAACUCUGACCCUGUUAUUAGAUCCAGAUGUUGCGUUUGAGCCCUCUCCACACCUGUAAAGCUGACCUUUCCCUCAAGUAUGAAUGCUGUCGAAGCACCAAGCUCCAAAGAGAAAUCCUGUGUUUUUAAUCUUGUCGUGCUGCUUAUUAAUAUUCCUCCUACUCUGCUGCACAGUAAGUCAAAAUAGGAAAGCUAAACAAUCUCUCCACAUGAAGAAGUGGUGGAGUUUAGAAAAAGCUGGCAGCCGGAUGUUUUUUGGACCUCUUUCAUAUCCACCCACAGUUCAGACCUGAGAACUCUCUGUGUCAGUGUUUUUGUAGGAGGCUGCCACCUCUUUUAAUAUUAUCUGUCUCUCGUUUCACUGUUUUUCUGUUUAGUUGUUAAUCUUGGUGUUUAAUGAAUAACUGAAGAGCAUUUUUCAGAGUGCCUUCGGGGCCUUCUACCUCCCUAAAAGCACAAAGCAUCUCGUUAUGACAGUAGUUCUUUUCAAACAUCUGAAGAACUGUGCCUUGUUGACACUAAAGCAGUAAAACAGAAAUCCAACCGAGUCAAAAAUCUAAAGAUCUAAAUCCGAGACUGGAAACGCAGCUUAAAGGUUGGAACGUUUUGAAACCCAAAUCUUGCUUAGGAAAAAAAAUCAAAAAACUACGUUUCAUUCAGAUUCAAGAUUCAGUUCUGCUGGAAGAAUUUGGGCCAACAGGAAUGUCCCAAUCAGAAUUUUUGCCCCUAAAGCCGUCCUGAUUCAUUCUAGAAUAAACACUUGCUGAUACAGAGUCCGGGCCCGAUGCUUCAUAAACGUCAAUAUCGUGUACAUGCAGUAAAAUGACAAAUGUUGCUUCAGUAUUUCAUGGACUGCCUUAGUAUUUUAGUAACUCACCUAACUUCCUCACCAAUGAGGCUCUGCUGCUCCAACACAGGUUAGGAAAGCUGUUAUACUCUGACAAUGUGUUACAGAAAAGCUCUAACAUUUUUUUUAUUUUUUUUUAAAGUUCGUAAUAUAGACUCAUCUGCGAAGCAGUUAGUUAAAGUGCUAGGCUAACGCUCAAAUGUUUACUUUCUGUUUUGAUAUGACUCGUUGAUCGUUUGAUUUUUAACUUAUUUCUUGAGGUUCCUGGUUGAGGGUCAUACAAGUUAAUGACUCUUUCAGCUGCUCUCUCCUGAGAAAAACUGGGGAUAUCUGAGAACAUCACUGAGCAGGUCAUGUGAUGCAGACAGGCAGCAGGUUGCACCAGCCAGUACAGUCUCUUUCACUAUAAAUCAUUGUAAAUUGUGGAAAACUCUUCCCAGAGUCGUGACAUCAAUAUGCACAACCUUUAAUACAGUUUUGCAAGCCAGACACAUAAAAUUAGGCCACAUAUCUCGUUUGGCUGUGGAUGACAAAAAUACACAGCUAAUCAGCAACACGUUUUGGAAGAUUUUCGUAUCAGUUUUUGACACAUCACUUAGAAAUUCCUUGAUCGGGACAUCCCUAAUUUUUAAUGAUGAUUCUGGGUGAUGCCUUUUUACAGGUCCCAUAAUUUCCUUCUUGUUUUCUUUAAAAUGUUGCCCUGGAGAAAAAGUUUCAUGCUGCUGGGCUCUUCUUUCUCUGGCUGUUUUUAUAUAUUUCUCAUUUUUGGUGUGUUAAACUGAGCCAACAGUAAUGUUACAGUUCAAAUAAUGGCAGGCAAUGCUCUAAUUACUCUAUAUAACGACAUGUUUUGGUUUAUUUCUAAAAAUAUUCCACAAUUAUCAUUAUUUUUUAUUAUUAUUUUGGGCAUCAGAGAUGACAUUCUCUUUUGUUUCUGUCAGAUUCUGUUGUUUUGAAGCUGCUUUAAUGCUUAAUUUUUGGUCUGGUUGUGUUUUUAUUAGCGCUUUAUUGUUACUUGUUUGGAUUCAGUCUUCAAACUGCUCUGACUUAAACAAAACAAUAUUCAGAGAUACACUCUUUUUUUGUGAGGAGUUGUGUAAAAAUAUGAAUAUCUUGAGUUAUAGAUAUUUUAAAUCUGAACCAACCGCAGAUAAUUUUCCUCAUUCCUUCGCCAGAAUGUCACUAGACCAUCCCGGAGGAGAACAAACCAAAGAUUCUGGUUUUUUCCAUGUUUUUGCUGUCAUUGUAGUUUAUCAGGCUUGGAAGUUGGCACAGGAUUCACUCGGUUGCAGUUUCAAUUUACGCCUCUAGAUGUCAGUAGAAUCGACACACAGGGCCUUUAAUGUUUACAGCAAGCACUGAGACCGAAUUAGAACUAAAAUGUAGUUUGUAAACAGUCUUUAAAAUUUCUAAGUAAAUUCUGGGACCUGUAAUAAAAAAAAAAUAAAUAAAACAAUUUCCAGACUUUUUUUUUUUUUUCAUUUCAACACAAUUAGCUUUAGCCACUUUCUUCCAACAAAAAGAUGACUUUUUGAGUUAUUUUCUUUAAUAAUGGAGUCUUAUUGAAUACUAUUAAUUUAAUUUACUUGUUUUAGUUGUAAAACACUGCGGACAUUAAAAAUGAUCAUGGCAGACAGGGUGGAGUUUGGCUUUGACUCUGCUGAGCUUCAGGGUCAACAAGCUAUGCACUCAUCCUAAUGACUUUAAAUAGAAAGUGCCACAAAAUAAAGAAAAGCUAACCUAAUAAGAUGGAUUGUUUUCUAGUUCAGUUUAUGUUUUCUACUUUGCUGUAAAGUAACUGAGCAGCCGGUCACUCAAGCUUACCGUCCACAGUGUCGGGUGUUUUUCUUUCUGCACAGUGGUGUUGACGCUACCUUGUAUCAAGCUACAUUUGAGCUUCUGUCAGUAUCACUAUGGGUUUGGGCCAGCCACGCGUCGCUUCACAUCUUCUUUCACUUUGUCUUUUUACAACAUGAAGCUGGAGAGCGGCCGGCUCAGCAAACGAGCUAGAGCGGCAUCAGUGGGCAAUGGUUGCUGAAGGCAAGAAUGUCACUUUGUGAGCCGGUAUUUGUAAAGUUUUUGCUCUCUAAAUAAAACAGGAAAUAUCACAUUUUUCAGAGUUUCUAUGUUGAGUAUUUUAUUCCCAAGAGGUUCAGGUUUAUCAGGACAGGUUUAUUAAGAACGGCUGUAGUGUUUCCUGUGUUUCACUUCCUCCAGUGUUCAUCAUCUGACAGAGUCAAACUAAGCUUUUUAAGGCUGGUUGUCUCUCAGCUCCAACUUGCCAAUCAACACAGCAAACCUCUCUUAUCUGUGGUCCAAAUACUGAGAGGCGAAUGAAUGUAGUGAAGGGAAUAACUAAAUAAGACAUCGUGGGUCCAAAAGCAUGAUACGAUGAAACAUCCCGAACUAGUGUGGAGACGAGGUUUUCUUGUGUUGUCGUUGCCAACGCUGUGUGCCUGAAACUGCUCACUGAUUUAUCCUUGUGUUGUUGCCUUGUAUAGAUCACAGAGGGGGAAGGGGGGACAAAUGUUUGCCUUUUUGUCGUGUUUCAGAGAAAACACAGCACACCAUGUUGUAUGAACUGAAAUUCAACUGAAACGAGUGGAUUUGACGGACAGCUGAAGAUGGUUUCUGUUCGAUGGGGAGAUUUUGGUCUAAUCGCCACAUUGCACAAGUCUUUUUGUCGCUAUUUAUGUUCUGUUUUAGCAUGUCUAAAAUGAAUGCCAUGUUCUUAUUACUUCUGACACUUUACUGUGUAAUACAUUUUAUAAUAAAUGCUUUAUUACCUUUGUGAA